Durusdinium trenchii is the source of this 2792-nucleotide messenger RNA. The record is from the annotation of a GenBank genome assembly. NCBI's taxonomy places the organism in Eukaryota, Dinophyceae, Suessiales, Symbiodiniaceae.
AACAAGGCAUGCGCUCUCGUGAAUCUACAUGCCUUGGCGACAUGCAUUCACGCCAUGGUGAAACAUUGGAGAUGCAGGCGCCCUAUAUGGCUGCUGGCAGCCUUGCUGAGCUUGAGAGGAGCGCUUCCUCCGGCACCGCCCCUUUUCGCAUUCUCUCCUGGAAUGAACAAGUUGAAUGACUUAGCUGAGAAAGGAGAUGUGGAUGGGGCCUUGCAUCAGUUGCGAAGGGUACUGGCAGAGCUGCCAAGCGGACACAGGCCAACAGUCCAAAUGCGGACUGCCUUCAACACUGGAAUCAAAGCCUGCGCCAAUGCUGGGAAUUUGAAACAGGCGGAGCGGCUCUUUGCGGAGAUGCUCCAGCACCGGGUGGCGCCGAAUUUGAAGGGCUUGGGAAAGAUGAUGGAAGCUGCAGCUAAAGUGGGCAACCUCUCUGGCGCAGAGCAUUGGUUCAGGCAGCACGAGCGCUAUGGCCUUGCCCACGAGAGUGACGAAAUCGCGCGAGGUCAACUCAUCCAAGCGGCAGCCAAGGCACAGGACCUGAAGGCGGCCGAGGAGUGGUUCCAGGAACUGCUUCAGAAAGGUUUGCAGCCCAGUGCCUGGACCCUCGCGGCACUCUUGGAGGCUUGUGCGCGCGUGGGAGAUGUGGGCAAGGCGAAGUCUUUGGUUGCCAAGUGCACAGCUUUGGGCAUUCGCACUACAGAUCUUCACGAGUUCCUUUUGCGGAAGGUCUACGUCAAGAACAAUGAUCUGGAUUCUGCUGAGGAACAGUUUCGUCAGAUUUCCGCGCCGGAUCUCAAGGACUACGCCAUGGUCAUCGACGCCGCCGCACGCUGUGGGAACCUCACCGCUGCAGAGCAGUGGUUCCGAAGGGCUCAGGCGGGCGCCAAAGCCGAAGGUCGCACUGUGGUGGGAGAUGAGCCGAUGUUUGUCACCCUGAUGUUUGCAGCCGCGCGCGCCGCCGAGUUGCAGCGCUGCGAGGAGUGGUUCCAGCAAGCGCAGAAGGCCAGGCUGAGACCCAGCAGUGCCAUGUACACCGCGCUGGUGACCGCAGCUGCGGAGGCGCUUGACACCUCUGCAGCGCAGCGCUGGCUGCAAGCUUGUCCCCGGCCCUGGCCACCGGAGGUUCUGAACACCGCGCUGCGGGCGGCGGGGCUGGUGGGCGACGAGGCGCUGGCGGAGGCUUGGGCGAAGCAAGGCAUGAAAGAUGGGAUGCGCUUGGACAGCUACUCCUACCGUGCUUUGCUGACGGGCGCCGCCCGCAGUCAGGAUACCAAGGGGGCCCAAAGGUGGUUCCAGAAAGCGCUCCAGGAAGGGGAGGUGGAGGUCAAUACUUGCAAUGCUGCGAUUCAGGCAGCUGCCCGUGCAGGCGAUGUCCCUUUGGCCAAAGAGAUGCUGAAGACCAUGAACCAGUUAGUGGUUCAACCAGAUGCGGUGAGCUACCAGGGCUUGCUGACCUCUGCAUCGAACGCAUGCGACUUGGCCGCCUGCGAGGCCUUCGUGGCCCAAGCCUCGGCCAGCGGCGUGCCCGUGCGCUAUGCGCCGGUGAUCAGCUGCGCGGCGAAGGUUCAAGGCCUCAAGGAAGCAGAGCGUUGGUUUCAGGAGGCGCUUCAUAGCGAUUCAGUUGACCUGUUUGCCCUCAACGCAAUGGUCGCCGCAGCCGCGCGGGUGGGGCAACUGGAGCUGGCGGAGCGGUAUUUGCAUCUGGCGCGGGAGAUGGGCGAGGAACCUGACAUUGUUACCUACACCAGCCUCAUCAGUGCAGCCACCACGAAGGGCGACCUCCAGGCUGCUCGAAAGUAUGUGGAAGAAGCCACAACGCAAGGACUCAAACUGGACAUGGUCAUCAUGAACACCAUCAUCUCCGCCGCCGCCCGUGCGGGUGACCUGCGCUUGGCCAACCAGGUGCUCCGGCAGGCGCUCCAGCUGGGUCUGAGGCCCAGCACGGUGACUUUUGGUGCUUUGAUUUCCGCUGCUUUGCGAGCAGACGACUUGAAAGAAGCGGAGAGUUGGCUCGAGAGCUGCCGCGAAGAAGGGCUACAACCAGGUGCACCAAUGAUGACACCGUUUAUUUCCUACGCAGCGCGGCAGAAGGACCUUGCGAUGGCAGAGUCGUGGUUUCACAGAAUGCUGGCGGAGCGCAUCAGUCCCGAUGUCGUCACAUAUGGCAGUAUGAUUUCUGUGGCCAACAAGCUGGGACAAGCAGACGCGGCUGAUGGAUGGCUCCAACGGGCCAUCAAGGAGAAGGUGGCUCCGAACAAGAUUUGCUUUGGGAUGGUCAUCAGUGCUCUUGCCACGGCCAGUUCCAUUGAUGCUGCCACGCAGCGGCUGGAUGACAUGGUGGGGAAUGGUUUUCCCGCCGAAGCCAGAGAAGUCAACGCAGUGCUCAAGGCAUGUGCUAGGGCGUCUUCAUCUCGAGCUGGGGCCGCAAAGAUCUUGGAUCGCAUCGUGUCGUGGCGAGUGCACCCAGACACCAUGACGAAGAAGUACCUGGAGCGUUCCAUGGGAGCAGAUGCACUGGAGCGUGCGGCUCUAGAGCAUGAUCUCCACUUUAGGCAAUUUUCUGAGAGUACUGAAGCCAGGGAGCCCAAAGUUCGGCCCCGUGCGCACACACUGAAGCCUGCAGUUCAGCGGCAGAAGAAGCCCAACGCCAAAGGGCAAAGUCGGAUUUACAUCAGGAAUCCCUGAGCAGUGGCACCCACGUUGCUGUGGCAGCUUGGUGACUUUCUAGUGAAGACUCAAAGUCAAAGUCCCAAAAGGACCAACAGGGUGGAGCAAUCCUUCCAGGCGGUCAC